Arachis ipaensis is the source of this 618-nucleotide messenger RNA. The record is from RefSeq and is a predicted model, not a curated record. Lineage: Eukaryota; Viridiplantae; Streptophyta; Magnoliopsida; Fabales; Fabaceae.
AUGUUGAUAGAGAAGAUGCUGAAGAACCAAGAGAUAACAAGCAAGAAUCAGGAAGCCUCAAUAAGAAACCUAGAGAGGCAGAUGGGGCAACUAUCCAAGCAAGUUAUGAUUGAAAGGCCAACAAGCUCACUCCUAAGUGACACCAUUCUAAAUCCUAAAGAAGAAUGCAAAGCCAUCCAACCGAGGAGUGAAAAAACCUUGGUGAGUAACAAAGAAGAUAACAAGAGGCUUAUGGACAAUGAUGAAGCUAGCAACAAGGAAGAGAUGAUAGCAAGCAAACAAGCUCAAAAGAAGCUUGAAGAGAAAGAUGACCAGCCACAAGAUUCAAGGAAAGGGAAGCAAGUAAUGGAGGAAUCAUCUCAAGGGCAGAAGCAGGCAGUGAAGGCUUUCACACCUCCCUUACCAUAUCAUCAGAGGUUCAACAAGGAAAACAAGGAUCAACACUUCCCCAAGUUCCUUGAAGUCUUUAAGAAAUUGGAAAUUAAUAUUUCCUUGGCUGAAGCAUUAGAGCAGAUGCCUCUAUAUGCAAAAUUCUUGAAAGAGCUCAUUAACAAAAAGAGAAGUUGGCAUGAGAAGGAGACCAUCAUGCUCACACAAGAGUGCAGUGCUAUAAUUUAA